Messenger RNA from Stegodyphus dumicola, 2791 nucleotides. RefSeq lists its product as uncharacterized. NCBI's taxonomy places the organism in Eukaryota, Metazoa, Arthropoda, Arachnida, Araneae, Eresidae. The record is from RefSeq and is a predicted model, not a curated record.
UCAGUUAUUAAGUUCUGAUAGUCUGCAAGAACCUGAUGGUGUGACUAAGAUAUCUGAUGAAUAAUUUUAACGAUUACGUGUAAAACAGUUAGUGAAAUUUGUGAACGUUCUGUUGUUACAGAUGAUGAAAUUAUUAAGUUAAUGGUGGCAAUAUUGUUAGCUCAUUGAUUCAAGCGGCUAUCUAAUACUGUUCAAUUAAGCUUCUAGGAAUGAUUUCUUGCAUUUCAAGACUUAAGGCUUUUUUUCUCGCAACAUACUUUAUUCGCAGUGUUUCAUGCUGAAAAAAGAUUAAAUGUAUAAAAGACUUCAUACAUUAUACUACAUUUGAGUGACUUCAAACUCGUGUUUCCAAACCAAGCAAAACAGUGACUUAUACUAACUUCAAGAAAAAUUCAUUUACUAAUUUAACAAGCCAAAAUGAAAGAAACGGGUUUCGUCGAAAAUAGUGAAAAAGGUUCAUUUAACAAUGUAGUUCCUUCAGUCAUCGAAAAUAAUAUGGCGCAGAAGAAACCAUAUUUGUACUUUACGCCGUUAUGUAAUGAUUCUGGUCGCAAAUUGUUACCGAAAGAAAUGCAAAAUGAUUUUGAGCCUAUCUUUAGAAUCGCAUCUUUUUUCGGUAUAACAUUUUGUUCUUCAAAUGGAAGCAAAGAUGAAACUGCAGUAAAGAAUUAUGGUUUUAAAAAAUACUAUGACAUCCUGUUUAAUAUUAUAGCAGUCCUUUCAUUUGCCAUAUCAGUUAGCUUCGUUCAUAACUUUUCUGUUAAGAAAGCGAUGACUAUAACUUACUUGUUAAAGUACAUUGCAGGUUUAUUUAUACGCUUUAAUAUGAUACUGGGAAGCUACAAAAUACCUAAAGUGAUUGACAUCCUUUCGCAACUAUAUGGAGAAGUGGCGGUAUCUGUUUACAGAAGUUUGAAAUCUAAAAUUUAUUUACAGUGCUUGUUUUUCACCUUGUUGAACGGUAUUUUGUUUAGUGUAGUGGUACUAAGCGUAUUUUGUGAUGGCAAAGUUCAAAAUCGACAGUACCUCUCUUUUUUUGGCUACAAUCUCACCACUAUAGGCGGUAUCAGUGUUGUUCAUAUAGUCAUUGCGUCUUACCUCACCAACAACAUCAUAAGCAUAUUCACAGUUUCAAUGUGCGUUCUUUCGUGUUGUAACGUUCAUGUGAUUCUGCGCAGAGUCAUUAAAAGCUAUGGUGAGGCAUUAAUAGAAAGCCUGCAGAACAACGCAACCAAAGAAUCUUUUACAGAUAAUUUCAUUAUAUUCCGAAGAAUAAUAUAUGGAGUCCAUGCGGCAGAUAAUGCUUUGUCUUUCAUAACUCUCUUCACUUACGUGGCUACUAUCAGCUGUUUUUUCCAUACUCUGAGUUCUGUGCUUACGUCAACCGAUUUUUUCGGCCGGCCAAUCUUUGCAGCUGAAAUUAUCAUUGUGUUUGCUUUCGCAUUUGCCAUCUUCUUCAGUCUCACCUACAAUGCCGCCGAAGUCACGACAGCGGGAGAUAAAUUAAAGCAACGAGUGUUCUGUAUGUCGGAGAUCAUUCUGAAGAAGAAUUUAGCUACUGAUGCAGUUCUAAGUUUCAUGAUCUUAACAGACAACAUAAAAUGUUCUAGUACCAGCCUGACUGGAUGGGGCAUGUUUCCUAUCACCAGAGGAUUUGUUCUGACGAUAGCUGGCGUUAUGAUCACUUACGGUGUCCUGCUUUUUCAGUUUGAUUAACAAUACUAAUGAUUAACUAGACAGUGAAUUAUUAGCAAAAUUCCGAUAUAGGAGGAACAGAAAUCAGGUUUUAAGAUUGCUUCAGCUUCUUAAAGAAUCAGGCUUGCCUUAUUAAAAUAAAUCAACAAAUAGUAGAAAAAGAACACAUGUUUAUUGGAGGUGCUAAAGCAACAAGCGUAAUAUUCAUAAUUUCUUGCUAUCUUAGCACCUCCAGCAAUGGAAAUGUUAUUUUAACUCAAAGAAAGCGGGAACCCGGGGUUAUCCAGUUAUGAAAAAAAAAGUGAAAGCAUAAAAUUUGUAAAGUCUUAAGGAAUUUCAUGGGCAAUAAUCUUGAGAAUGGAAUUCAAGACCCUCCAGUUUCUUAUUGGAUGUGCUGCUCACAACACCGCAAAUGCAGGUCGAGAAAUGCUUUUAAUUUUUUAGAAAAUAAGACCUUUAAAAUCGUGUUUCCCUCUUGGUAGUCUGUAGCUGUAUUUGUAGCUGUAUUUGGCGAAAUUAUGGUCUGAAAAAUGUCAUCGCAAGUCGGGACAUCUAGCCGAUAACAUGUCUAAUUUAUUAUUUCACAAACUUCAUUGCUGAAUUUAACCCGCUUUAGGUUUUGUAAAUGCUUUUAGACACUCGCAUUAACAGUGGACAUCUUCUGGCAGAUAUUUUAGGACACUACUUCACAAAACUUACAAAUCAAACUGCCAAAUACUAUAUAUACUAUAUAUGAUUCAUCGUGUGUCUUCUUAAACAAGCGCUGCAUACAUUUGGAGUACGUUGAAUUGAAAGUGAGGUAAAAUGGGAUAAAAUUAGAAAUUCAGUUGUUGGUGCAACUUUAAAAACUCUAUAGAGGUUCUGAUAUAAUAUAGUAUGUGGAAGUGCAGGCAGCAAACUGAGAAACCGAUACAAAAUCACAGUAAUAUGUUUGAGAAAUGGAGUGUAAUAAGUUUCACUCAUAUUUUGAUGGCUAUUUCGGCUCAAAUACUUUUAACAGGAACAUCAGUUCUCUUGGACACAUUUUAAGAUUUUCAGUUACUUAUAAUUAAUUACAAUUAAUUCUUUUCUGCAAUUGUUUACUUACUUUUUUGUG